UUGAAAUCAGUGCAGAUCGACGGUCGAAUCAAUUACACUUUGAAUUUCUUCUAACUUUAUUCAUAAAGAAUCAUUUUGAACAAUCUAAUUCGAAUAUUUCUUUGAAAAAUUGUCAUUGUACGGAACGCAACAAUGUAUUUAGUUUAUUUGGUGAUUGCACUGCUGGCUUGCGCUCAUGCCAAAUCAGUUGAGAGAGAAACGAAAAUUGUUGGUGGUGAAAAAGCGCCGCGUUCAUAUCCAUACCAAAUUUCAUUGCAAGUUAAAACUCCAGAGUAUCUUCCGUUUUGGUUGCCGAUCCCCACAGGUAAAUACAAAUACUCACAUAACUGUGGCGGUUCAAUCAUAGAAAAAAACUAUGUCUUAACGGCGGCUCACUGUGUUGUUGACUAUGAAGCUCAAGAUUUGUCAAUUUGGGCUGGAACUAAUAAAUUGGAUGGCAAAGGAGAAAGAUAUUUUGUCGAAGAGAUCACAGUACAUGAGAAUUAUAAAGAAUUGGUUACAAGUGACAUUGCUCUUCUCAAAAUAAAUGGCGCAUUCAAUUAUAGCUCAACCAUUGCAUCAAUCAAAUAUUCAAAUCAAAAAAUUGGCGGAGGAGUGAUCACCACACUUACUGGAUGGGGAUAUACAAAUCAAUACCGCGAAGGUAAGCCAGCAAAUGACUUACAACGGAUCUACUUACAAUCAAUCACCAAUGAUCAAUGUCGAGCAAAGGGUCAAAAUGUGACUAAUACGGAAACCUGUACGUCGGCGCCACCGAAGAAAGGCGCUUGUGGCGGAGACUCUGGUGGACCGUUGGCCAUUGGAGAUGGCAAAGAAGUUGUUGGCAUAGUUUCGUACGGUACCUCAGUUUGCGCACUCGGCUAUCCUGACGUUUUUACACGUGUUUCAGAAUUUUACGGAUGGAUCAAAAAUAAUACUGAUCACCGAUACGAACUAAAUCGAAAUAAUCAAGCAUUCUGCCAGAAUAUUAGUCGUACACGAAACGCAAUGAUGCAAUUUGUUUGUUUAUUGAUUUCGCUUCUGUUGGCUUGGACUUAUGCCAAUUCUGAUUCAGUUGAAAAAGAUGGCAGAAUCGUCGGUGGUGAAACAGCGCCGCGUCCAUACCCAUAUCAAAUUUCAUUGCAAGUUAAAGUGCCAGUUUACAUUGCAUUUUUCCCAACCGGUCGAAAUGAAUUUACGCAUAAUUGUGGCGGUUCCAUUAUAAAAGAUAACUGUGUCUUAACGGCAGCCCAUUGUGUCGUUGACUACAAGCCUCAAGAUUUGUCCAUUUUGGCUGGAACAAACAAAUUAAGAGGUGGCGGUGGAGAAAGAUAUUUUAUACGAGAUAUUAAAGUGCAUCCAAACUAUAAAGAAUUAGUUACGAGUGACAUUGCUAUAAUGAAAAUAAAUGGAACUUUUGCAUUUGGAGAGAAAAUUGCACCAAUCAAAUAUUCAAGUCAAAAGAUAGACGAAGCCAACGUCAAUUGCACGCUCACCGGUUGGGGAUAUACAAAUCCAUUCCGCGUUGGUUUUCCACCGAAUGACUUACAACGUGCAUUUUUACCGACAAUCACCAAUGAUCAAUGUCGAGAAGAUGGAAUGAACGUUACCAAUACGGAAAUUUGCACAUAUUCACAUUUUCUACAAGGAGCUUGUGGCGGAGAUUCUGGCGGACCGUUAACUAUUGGGGAUGGAGAAGAGGUGGUCGGUGUAGUGUCAUAUGGCACAGCAAUUUGCGCGAUGGGACGGCCCGAUGUUUAUACUCGUGUCUCAGAAUUCGAGGAUUGGAUCACUGAAAAUUGUGCAGAUUAACUCCAAAACAUCACGGU
This is a messenger RNA of Contarinia nasturtii (swede midge), 1808 nucleotides long. RefSeq lists its product as uncharacterized. The coding region runs from base 133 to 1791 and encodes 552 amino acids. The record is from RefSeq and is a predicted model, not a curated record. Gene Ontology annotation, biological process: proteolysis. The transcript has 10 exons. Gene Ontology annotation, molecular function: serine-type endopeptidase activity. NCBI's taxonomy places the organism in Eukaryota, Metazoa, Arthropoda, Insecta, Diptera, Cecidomyiidae.